AUGUCGCAGCCCCACCUGGAAAUGGCCCUGGCCGAGGGGGCGCGCGCCGCACCGCUUUGGCACCGGGAGCGCACGGGCGUUGCGCAACCGCCCGGCAUCCCGCUGCCCGGGUUCGGGGACGGGGGCCGGUCCCCGUCAGCUGGUCACGGUCACGGAGGUCCUUGGGCCUCAGCUGGCCUCCUUUUCUGCCUCGCAGCAGCAGAGCGAGCAGCGAGGAGAGGAGGCCGGGCCCCACCAUGCGCGGCCGGCAGGGGGGCGCUGUCCGCGGUGCUGACCGUGGUCCUGCUGUGGCCGCGGCCGUCGCCGUCCUGCCCCGCGCCCUGCGCCUGCUUCGUCCCCAGCGAGGUCCACUGCACCUUCCGCUCGCUGCCCGCGGUGCCCGCCGGGCUCCCCGCGCAUGCGCAGAGGCUCAACCUGGGCUUUAACAGCAUCCAGUCCCUGUCCGUGGCCUCCUUCUCCGGCCUGACCAAGCUGGAGCUGCUGCUGAUCCACGGCAACGAAAUCCCCGACAUCCCGGACGGGGCCCUGAAGGACCUCAGCUCUCUGCAGGUGCUGAAGCUCAGCUACAACAAGCUGCGGGCGGUGACGGGGAGGACGCUGCGCGGUCUGUCCGUCCUGCGGCGGCUGCACCUGGACCACAACCGCAUCGAGUCCGUCCACCCCGGGGCCUUCCGCGGCCUCGCGGCCCUGCGGCUGCUGCACCUGGAGGGGAACCGGCUGCGGCAGCUGCAUCCCGGCACCUUCGCCACCGUCCCGCUGCUCGGCCACCUCGGCCCGUCCACCCUGCGCCACCUCAACCUGGCCGGGAACCGCCUGGCCGCGCUGCCCCCCGCCAUGAUGGCCACGCUGCCCCUGCUGGACUCCCUGCACCUGCACGGCAACCCCUGGGCCUGCGACUGCCGUCUGCACGGCCUCCUGCGCUGGGCCCGGCCACGCACAGGGGUCCUGAAAUGCCGGAAGGACAAGGCCUACGAGGGCGGCCAGCUGUGCGCCACCUGCGCGAGUCCCCGGCUGCUGAGGACCCGGGAGAUCCAGCAGCUGACGCACGUCACCUGCGCAAGGCCGUCCAUCCGGUCGCCCCUGAGGCCGAACCGCACGGGGGUCCCCGCGGACGAGGACGGGGACGAGGACGGAGAGGCCGACGACCACCAGGUGGCCCUGGAGGGGCUCCUGUCCUCCCCGGGGUGGACCGUCACCCUGAACAUGACCGACGAGCACGGCAACGCGGCCGAGCUGGCCUGUACCAUCAAGAAGUCGAUCAACAUCCGCCGGCUGCAGCUGAACCAGACGGACGCGGCCGGGACGGACGUGGACGCCACCGUGGGCCUGGACCUGGGCUGUCCGGUGACCCGGCGGACCUACGAGAGGCUGUGGAAGCUCAUCGCGUACUACAGCGAGGAGCCGGUGACCCUGGUCAGGGACCGGGACGGCCAUCGCUACCGCCAGGAGGCCGCUGAGGAUGCGCUGUACUACACGGGCGUCCGGGUGCAGAUGGCGGCCGAGCCCUGGCUCCUGCAGCCGUCCGUCCGGAUCCAGCGACGGCGCCUCAGCACGGCCGGCCAAGUCCUGCUGUCCUUCGGCACGCGGUUGUCCUCCCGCGUCCGGCGAGGCGGCCGGGGACGCGGGGCCGGCGGCUGGGUCAUGGUGGACGCUGACGGGGCCGGCCCCCGGGCCCUGGCCGCUGUGGAAGGCUCUUCGUGCGUCCUGAGCUGCCCCGUCCACGCGUCCGAGCGUCCGUCCAUCUCCUGGAUCCUCCCGGACGGCUCCGUCUUGGAGGCCCCGACGACCGACCCGACCGGCCGGCUGUCCGUCCUCAGCAGCGGCCGUCUGACCGUCCGCUCCCUGCGGCCGUCGGACUCCGGCCGGUACGUCUGUGUGGCCCGGGUGGCCGGUGACGCGGACCACGCAGAGUACCGGGUCUCGGUGCAAUCAACAAACGUCGCCCACACAGACUCGCCCGCGGCCACCGUGCGCACGGACGCCGGGCAGCCGCUGCUGCUGCCCUGCGUGGCGUCCGCCGUCCCCGAGGCCACGGUCACUUGGAUCCUUCCGGACGCCACGGCCGUCGGUGCCACCGCCAAUCAGUCGGACGCCUUCGUCACGCCCGACGGGUCCCUGUCCCUCCCCAGAACCCACGCGGGGGACGGCGGCCUCUACCGCUGCGUGGCCGUCAACCAGCGAGGGACGGACCGUCUGACCGUCAGGGUCGCCGUGACCAACAAGAGGCCGCGGCGUCCAGGCCUGAAACCGGCGUCCGAGUCCACGCGGGACAUCGUCCAGGACGAGGGCGGCUCGGGCGAGGGGGACGAGGACCAGGCGUCCCCCAGGGCGCCGGCCGGGGACGACAAGGCCAAGACAGGCGGGAGGAAGCUCAGAGUCUGGAAGGAGCCGGAAGCCAAGAAACUGGCGAGGGCCGCAGGUUCGUUAAUCCAGGCCGCAGAAGAUCCAGGUUGGUCCCACAAGCAGAUCAAAACACCCGAGGCUUGGGCGGGCAAUCUUGGCAGAGUCCGGGGCCGAAAUUGUCGGAAGGGGACGGAGAUCCGGGCCACGCUCCCUCACCGCGGGGCCGCAAAUCUCCCCCCGACGGACGGCCACCGGCCCGAGGAUGAGUCUCUGCCGACCGCGGCCCCGUUCGGGGACGAUGACCGGGUGUCCCGGCCCCGUGUCGUCCACGUUGGACCCACUGGACGCUGUCAACGGGGAGGGAGCCGCCGGGCUUUCGGCCCACAGACGUCGGACGCAGACGUCCCCCGGGUCCACAACCGGGAUGAAGAGGAAAUCACAGACCGACUAACGACCUCAGCGGACCAGCGUGGAGUCCGGAGCCAAGAUGGCUUCUCCAUCGCUGCUCCUCGUCCCACGUCCUGCAGCAUUAGGCGGGUGCCAAACCGGUCGCCGUUCCAGGGGACGAAGAUGCACCUCCAACGCCAGGUGACAUGGAGCCCCAAGACCGUCCCCGUCUCCGGGGUCCCCAGCUUCCCGAAGGACGAGCCCUUUAAGGGAAGAGGAGAUUCCGCCUCCCAUAAAGCAGUCGACCGUUGCAGAGGCAAACCCCAAAGAUGGCGUCUCCCUCAACCCCACCCCGACGAUGCGCCUGCCUCGUGCCCGUCGGUGGACCACCAAUCGGUCGCACCCCCCGAGUCACAGAAGCCCACGCGGCUGGGACCGCCACAAGAAAGGCCGGACGGGACACGGGAAGAACCCCACCCGACAGAUUCUCCCCAUCCUAAAGAACUGGAGGACGUAGGUUUCCCUUCAGACUUCCUAUCUGACCCUAAAGUCUCGUCCCCCUUUCGACGGGAAGAAAUGGGUCACCCGGCCACCGUCCCCAAAAUACGGAUGGCGUUGACUUCCACUCAAGGGGGAACGACGGCCAUCGGCGGUCAGAACGACGCCCAAGUCACCCACAGCGCGUCUGAAAGCGGACCCCAGAAUCCCAGUCCUAGUCCGUCUGGGACAGACCACUGGAUGUCUCCCAUGGCGUCAACCAACCCCAAUGGCGGCCGAGUGACCCAUCUACGCCUUCUUCCCACCAAGAUGGCGUCAACCAACCCCAGUGGCGGCCGAGUGACCCAUCUACGCCUUCUUCCCACCAAGAUGGCGUCAACCAACCCCAAUGGCGGCCAAGGGACCCGUCUAUGUCCUCGUCCCACCAAGAUGGCGUCAACCAACCCCAAUGGCGGCCGAGUGACCCAUUUACGCUUCCUUCCACCAAGAUGGCAUGGCGUCAACCAACCCCAAUGGCGGCCGAGUGACCCAUCUACGCCUUCUUCCCACCAAGAUGGCGUCAACCAACCCCAAUGGCGGCCGAGUGACCUGUCUACGCCUUCUUCCCACCAAGAUGGCGUCAACUUAUCCUCAGAGGAAGAGUUGGGGGGGACCGCUGCGGGGGAACGGUCCAGCCAUUGCAUAUGGCGGCCACCGGGACUUCCUCUGGACAUUCUGGAACAUUCCAGCCUCCCCGUCGCACCACCGACAAACCCAGUCCUCCCAACGGCCAACGUCUCACGACCCCAAAAUCACCAACGGCCAACCCGCCCUUGGCGCAAACCCGGCCCCCUUAAUAAGGUCACCGACCCCAAGAGGGACCCCAGACCCAAUGGCUACGCCGAAGAGACCGGGCGUAAUGUCUUCCCCGAGCCAAGAAACCCAAUGAAAGUGGACCCUGGGCCCUACAACAGGGUCCAUUCCCAGAGCUCCAUCUUCAGGGCUCUUGGUCCCCCGGCUCCCCCGCUUUUUCCCGCUCCCCGCACCGUGGAACCACCGUCACCCCGGCCACCAACGUCCCCCGUGGCCGGCCCCACAAGGUCCUCCGUCCCCUUCCCUGUGUCUCCCGUCCAGCCUUCCAGAAGCUUCCAGCAGACCAGCCUGAAGGUCGUGGGGGGCGGCCCCCCUGCCUCCAAAUUCUGGACGCUUGGGGAAAAACCCCAAAUCAUCAGCAAAACCCCACAGACGGUGUCCGUCAAGGCCGAGGCCGAUGUCGUCUUCCCUUGCGAGGCCACAGGGAAGCCCAGGCCUUUUGUCACCUGGACCAAGGUGUCCACAGGAGCUCUGAUGACGCCAAACACCCGAAUUCAGCGUUUUGAGGUCCUGAAGAACGGAUCUCUGGUCAUCCACAACGUCCAGGUGCAGGACCGGGGUCAGUACCUGUGCACGGCCAGCAACCUGCACGGGGCGGACAAGACGGUGGUGCUGCUCUCCGUCACCGUCCAGCAGCCUCAGAUUUCGGCUUCUCCUUACCAGGACGUCACCAUCUUCCUGGAAACCAUAGCCAUGGAGUGCCUGGCCAAGGGCAGCCCGGACCCCCAGAUUUCCUGGAUCUUCCCCGACAGGACGGUGUGGCACACGGUGUCCCCCGCGGCCAGUCGGGUCACCUUGCACGAAAACCGGACCUUGUCCAUAAAAGACGCCACCUUUUCGGACAGAGGCGUCUACAGGUGCGUGGCCAGCAACGCAGCGGGGGCGGACAGUCUGUCCAUCCGCCUGCACGUGGCCGCCCUGCCGCCGGUCAUCCAGCAGGACCAGGCGGAGGACAUCUCGCUGCCCCCGGGGCUCAGCAUCCACGUCCACUGCUCGGCCAAGGCUGCGCCCCCGGCCAGCGUCCGCUGGGUGCUGCGGGAUGGAACCCAGCUCCGGCCAUCGCAGUUCCUGCACGGCCACCUCUUCGUCUUCCCCAACGGGACGCUGUUCAUCCGGAACCUGACCCCCAAGGACAGCGGCCGCUACGACUGCGUGGUCUCCAACCCGGUGGGCUCGGCGCGCAGGACGGUGCAGCUGACCGUGCGGCGCCCCGCGGCUGCCAAUGCGCACAUCACGGGCUCCUCUCCCCCGAGGACGGACGUCGGCUACGGGGGGACCCUGAGGCUGGACUGCAGCGCGGCCGGGGACCCCUGGCCGCGCAUCCUCUGGCGCCUGCCGUCCAAGAGGAUGAUGGACUCGCCGCUCAGCUCCGACGGCCGGAUCAAGGCCUUCGCCAACGGGACGCUGCUGGUGGAGUCCGUCACCGACAAGGACGGCGGCGACUACCUGUGCGUGGCCAGGAACGGGGUGGGCGAUGACCGUGUGGCCCUCCGGGUGAACGUGGUGAUGAAGCCGGCCAAGAUCGAGCACAAGGACGACCGCCACGACCGCCGGGUCUUCUACGGGGGGGACCUGAAGGUGGACUGCGUGGCCACCGGCCUUCCGGACCCCGAGAUCUCCUGGAGUCUUCCCGACGGCCGUCUGGUCAACUCGCUCGUCCACCCCGGAGAGGACGACGGUGGCCGCUACAUGGUCUUCCACAACGGGACCCUGUAUUUCCAUGAGGUCGGCAUGAGGCAGCAGGGCGACUACACCUGUGUGGCCCAAAACCAGCUGGGCAAGGACGAGAUGACCGUCAGGGUCACGGUGGUGUCCGGGCCGGCGGCCAUCGCGGACGAGAGCUACCUGGCGCUCCGGGUCCCUUACGGGGACACGGUGACGGUGGCUUGCGCGGCCCGAGGGGAACCGGUGCCGAAGGUGACCUGGCUGUCCCCGGCCAACAGGGUCAUCCCGUCCGCGUCCGAGAAGUACCACGUCGACGGGGAGGGGACGCUGGUCAUCCGGAAGGUCCAGCGCUCGGACGACGGGAAUUACACCUGCCUGGUCCGGAACAGCGGCGGGGAGGACCGGAAGACGGUGUGGGUCCAGGUGACCGUCCGGCCGCCCACGAUCAACGGCCACCCGGACGCGGUCACCACAGUGCGGGAGGUGGCCGCCGGGGGGACCCGGAAGGUCAUCGACUGCCUGGCCGAGGGCGUCCCGACGCCCAGGGUCCUGUGGUCACUCCCGGAGGGCGUGACCCUGCCGGCCCCCUACUACGGGAACGGGGUGACCGUCCACCAGAACGGCAGCCUGGACAUCAAGACCCUGAGGAAGGCCGAGUCGGUCCAGCUGGUGUGCAUCGGCCGGAACGAGGGCGGGGAGGCCAAGCUGAUCGUCCAGCUGACCGUCCUGGACCCGGGGGGGAGACCCCGGUUCCGCGACCCCGCGGCCGAGGCCAUCACGGCCACCGCCGGCCACACCAUCAACCUGAACUGCUCGGCCACGGGGACCCCGAGGCCCACGCUGUCCUGGGUCCUUCCCGACGGCACCGAGCUGCGCGGUGGACAGCGGCUCGGCCGGUUCUACCACAGAGCGGACGGCGUGCUCCUCGUCAGCGGCCUGUCCCCGGCGGACGCCGGGCCGUACCGCUGCCUGGCCAGCAACCCGGCCGGCCACGCCGAGCGGCUGGUGUCCCUCAAGGUGGGCCGGGAACCCGACCCCAGCGGCCACCACCGCAACCUGGUCAGCAUCACCCACGGCGAGACCCUCCGGCUGCCCUGCCCGGCGUCCGGGACCUGGACGCUGCCCGGUGGCCUCUCGCUGGACGGUCCCCAGGCCUGGGGUCGCUUCUCCGUCUCGGACGACGGGACCCUGACCGUACGCGGGGUGUCGGUGUUCGACCGGGGGACUUACCUGUGUCGGGGGGACGCCGGCCAUGGUCCUUCUGUGGUCAGCUUCCCGGUCGUCGUCAUCGCCUACCCGCCCAGGAUCACCACCGAGCCGACGCCGGUCAUCUACGCCCGUCCCGGCCACACCGUGACGAUGACCUGUAUGGCCGUGGGGAUUCCCAAAGCCGAGGUCACCUGGGACACCCCGGACGGGUCACGGCUGACCGUGGGGACCCAAGCUCGUCUCUACGGCAACAGGAUGGUCCACCCGCAGGGCUCCCUGACCAUCCAGAGCGCCACCGCGAGGGACGCCGGCUUUUACAAGUGUGUCGCCAAGAACUGUUUGGGGACAGACUCCAAGGCCACCUACGUCACGUCUACUGAAGAGUCCACCGUGUCCUCCACGUCACGCGACCCGAGGGCGGCCACCGACGGGUCAGGAAAUUCAAGAUGGCGGGCCCGUGGCCCGGACGGCCAGUGUGACCUGGACUUUGACCCGGGCUCCGUCCGAAAGGACGGGGGUCACGGGGAUCUUUGGGAUCUGCCAUCCCGACCCCGGGCCGUCAGCUUCGUCACGGGAAUUUUUCCCUGGGGUCCACGGGGCAGCCGGGAUUUUGCAAAUGGCGCCCCUGUUUGGGAGAGCGUCUUGGAGCUGGAGAAUUUGUCCCCAGCCCCAGGGGCGACGAUGCUUUUAG
This is a messenger RNA of Castor canadensis (American beaver), 7645 nucleotides long. NCBI's taxonomy places the organism in Eukaryota, Metazoa, Chordata, Mammalia, Rodentia, Castoridae. The record is from RefSeq and is a predicted model, not a curated record.